AUGGUGGCGCAGUGCGAUCAGAUGUUCGGUCAGUACUCAGUCAAACUGCGGCGGUCGCGGGUGUCGCCGGCGGCGCUGCUGCUCGCGCGGCCCGUGUCCGGGCUGGUGGAGCCCGCGCGGAGCCCUGACGAACCCCCACUGGACGUGGCGCAGGAUAAGGCGUACUGGGGCAGUACCGCGGCCAUGACCACAACGAGUGGGUCCGGUAGCGGGCCGGGGGGAGGCGAGAAGCGAGGCGGGGCGAUGAGUGGGUUUGGUAGCGGCCGGGAGGAGGCGAGACGGGGCGAUGUCACCCCGCACGCGCCGCCACAGAGGAGGCUUAUCAAAGUCGACUUCGACAACCUAGAGGACGAUGAAGACGAGGAAGACACAGAGACCUGCGCCAGUCCAGAAGUGUGCGCGCCGCAACCGUUCCCCAGGCACACGGCACCUCAACAGGCACCUAAACCUUGGAAGCGGACGGAAGAGACACCCCCCCGCGCGCCUCCCCGCACGCGAAUAUCGCACGACGAGUACCAUCAGUUCUGCGACGAAGCCCUAGAAUCGUACGACUUGGCAACGCAAUGUCCGUCUCGACGCGCCUCCAUGCGUCGCCAUACCGUGGCACACGCGCAUCCCGUGUGCCCACCGAUAGAUGGCGCUCACUCCUUGCCACACUCAAGGCCCGGAUCCCGAGCGUCAUGCGCCGGCGCAGCCUCGCUAGCGAGCAGCGACGACGCGCAGCUCGGGGAGCUGUCAUGGUCACGCUCCUCGCUACAGGACGAGCUCAUCAAGUCGGUUAGUGGCAGCCCCAAAAUACCGCACAAACAGUGGCAAGACGCCAUAAUGUCCGACGACCGACUGUCCCUAACUCUUGAAGAAAUCGUGCACAUCAGAUCAGUUCUGACGAAGGCGGAGCUUGAAGUGCUGCCUGUCGAAGGCAGAGUUAAAGAGGACGUGGAGAAGAGAAGGGUUUGUUUCUUAUGUUUGAAAACAAGAUUCGGCAUUUUCGGCCCGUGGGGCCAGAAGUGCAAGCUAUGCAAGAAGACUGUUUGUCAGAAAUGUUGUUCGAAGAUGCGUAUACCAACGGAGCACUUCGCGCACGUGCCAGUGGUACUGCUGAGUCCAUCGCUUCUGCCAUCACCCGAGGACGAGCCCUCCUUCCCGAGGAGUCUUAUGAGCCGGCUGGUGCCGGAACACUCGAGUUCGGAGCAGAACAGCGUAGGCAGCGCGCCCAACAGCCCCGCAGCGCUGCGCCGCGCGGCCCCCGUGCACUCCGCGCCCGGCUCGCGCGGCGCCAGCGCCAUGGGCUUCGCGGAGCUGUCCGUGCCGCCCGCCAUGAGCCGCAGCGUGGAGGGCCCUGAGAGCAUGCCCGUCACGCUGCCGGUGCAGACUCCUGAGCGAAGGGCCCGCUACAGCCGCAGCACAACCAACGCGACGGCGGCGGAGCGGCUGCGCGGCGUGCAGAUGGCGGUGUGCCACGACUGCAAGGCGAUGGUGCUGCAGAUCAUCAAGUCUUCACGCGCCUCGCGAUCGGCUUCACGCGACCGCGCGCUGAGACACCUCACGCUCGACCUAGCACCGGUGUAUACUGCUGACUGCUAGUGCACGGCGGCCGCUUGUCCGAUUGAGUUCAGAGGGUGAUCGCUGAUAAAACUUCAUACGCGUUUAAUCGAUUGAUCUGCCUGGGUAAUAUAGUCCCGAGAGGCUCAAUAUUUGGCCCGCUUGAUGGACUUGUUUGCAUACCUAAGGCUUCUUUUGAAACAAUAGCGCAGUUUCAGUCUAAAAAGUCUGCAAAUUCUGCGUUUCGUUACUUUUAAGCAGAAUCUCUUCAACCUUGAUUUCAAACGGACAAGCGCUCACUUCGCUAAUCGAGUGUACAUUUCUGAAUAUUUAAACUGCUAUAAAUUAAAUGUAGAUUCUGGGUAACUCAAACUAUUACGCUUUCCUUGAAAAAGAAAUUAUUCAAUAACCUUAAUGACCUUUUUUGCUAGACAUUCUUCAUUUUCCUUUGAAAACAUGACAUUUAACGCUUUAAAAUCCAAAUCCUUUGACAUUAACCCCAGAUUUCAACCCGGACAAUAAACAGUGGAAAAAGAUCUGAUUUUGAAAUUGGUUCUUAUAGUAGAAUUAGGUAUAGAUAAUACCGAACCCCGGUUUUGCCAACUUGACAAUAUUUAUCUGAAACUGACACUAUUCUGGCGUACAUUUAUGCUUUGGCAUGACAAUACAAAAACAUACGGCUAAAUGUCAGUGUCAUAAUACCAAUUGUCAUUGUCAUAUAACAAUUGUCAUUGUCAAGUUGGUGAAACAGAGGGAAGAUAAAAAGGAGCUUCCGAGGUUGUGUGGAUCUAACAUUUGUUUUAACUAGACAAUGACUUUUGACAAUACUCUAUGACCUUUUGACAGAUACCUAAUAAUUUUAUUUGUCGCACAAAUUCAUUUUCCCAUUUUUAAUCGAAUUAAAUAUUUAUUACAGAGACAUUCUCGCCCAGAUGUAUUUAAUGAUAUAAUUAUAAAUGUAAUGAUAUAUUCCAAAACUAAAUCAUAUUUUGUCACGUAUUGUAAUAGAAAAUAUAAAUAUUUAUAUUCAUAUUUUUUCCAAAUAGAAUGUUUGAUGUUUCAAAAUGUCUAUAUAAAUGAUUGUAAAUCAAAGUAAUCUGUGUUCAGAAAUAAUGAUGUGCUAUGAUUGUUAUUGUAUGAAGAAAUUUAUCGUGUACAUAGAUGUAUUAAUAUUGGUAAUUCUGUCGAUUGGAUACCAUACCCGCACCGAGCAUGACUAAGAUGUGAUAUGUAGAAUGCUCCUCCUGAUAUUUGGCCAGGAGAGUCAGGUCAGUCAGUCAGAUUAGAUGACCUAAGUCAGGCGUCUGAUUAUUAUAUUUUCGCCAAUUUUUGACAUUAUUAAGCGUCUGCAUAUCGCAUCUAUUAUAAUAUUGGAAUCACUGGCAGUUAGCUAUUGCAAUAAAGCUUCUAGAUAGGCGUACGCCCCAGUCUGAGAAGCAGUUUUCUGUGCCAUAAAAUCGAUUAAUCAAUUCAGACAUUAUUAUGGGCGAUUGUAAUCGUGCUUACCUCCACGUCCCCUCAGUACUAGUGUUAAGAUCGCACCAAUGAAGAACAAAUCUACGUGUCGUUGUAAACAAUUCUAUUUACUUAUGUAUUUCCUCGCUUUGCCAUCUUAUUUAUUUACUAUGAAAUGCCGGUCAGACCGCCCAGAUUUGACUACGUUGAAUAAAAUCAACAAAAAUUGAAUUUUAGGUAUUUUUUUCGAAAAUCCCAGUGAAAUUUAAAAUUGCGGGGCCGGCAUAAUCAAGUCUGAUUGUGUAAAAAGUUAAUUGUAAGCUUAGUUUCCUCAUUCCACUAUCAUGUCUUAGUUUUAUUUAGAUAUAUAUUAAAUUAUUUUGCCAAAUAUGUAACCACUUUCGAUAUUUUCUUGUAAAUAUAGCUUCUUUAAGUGUUCUCUAAUCGGUUACUUUAUCCUAUAUAGAAAUAAGUUUGUGUAAGAUCGUCAGCCAUGUUAUGGUGGUAUCGUUAUGUCCGUAGUCGAAAAAAUAUUCGACGACGAACACAGCGUUGCAUAAUAAUAAUCAUGUUUAGCUACGGCACUCGACGUUUGCUGUAUUUAUUUUGAAGUUUUACAUUCCCUCCGUUAUGUUAUAGUUCACUUUAGUUUUGUACAUCUUAUCUAGUGUUUUGUUUAUGUAACAGGCGCCUGUUUCACCAUUCUGACAAUUGACCAUUUUCUGUACAGUCUAUUGACCCCUCGACGACGGACGUAAUCUACUGUCAACUAUACCAGCGUAUGGCGAAUUGUCAUUGUCAAUUGUGCAAAUUGCCGGUGGUGAAGCAAGGGUCAGGUCUUUGCAUGGUCGAUCGAAAAUGAGGCCUAAUUCUUAUAAUAUAAAGUCGCAUUUAUACUUACGCGUGGCUAUACUCAGGUAGAAAAUAUAGAUAUAUUUCUAUUUCUGACAAUCAUUACUUUAUGGCUACACUUAUGAAGUAUAAAUGCGGCUUAUUUUGCUAUAUCAAUGUUACAUUACUGCUCAGAGAUCAAAAGUCGAAUUACCAGUUACAGAUUAUUGUAAAUGUGUGUAAAUUGUAGUAGUCUAUAUUAGAUGUUACGUAGAUUGUAACUAUUAAAAACAUACCUAAAUUAAAAAGAGGAAAUAGAAACGAUACCUAAUAAAAUAACUACAAAUCGUA
Leguminivora glycinivorella is the source of this 4179-nucleotide messenger RNA. RefSeq names its product protein spire-like. Bases 1 to 1584 code for a protein of 527 amino acids. The transcript is spliced from 13 exons. Gene Ontology annotation, molecular function: actin binding. Gene Ontology annotation, cellular component: cell cortex; cytoplasmic vesicle membrane. Lineage: Eukaryota; Metazoa; Arthropoda; Insecta; Lepidoptera; Tortricidae. Gene Ontology annotation, biological process: actin filament polymerization; actin nucleation; polar body extrusion after meiotic divisions. The record is from RefSeq and is a predicted model, not a curated record.